AUGAAUUCAAUAAUAUUAACAAAACUAUGUUUAUAUUCUCUAUCUGUGUUGACGUUACUCCAAUAUUCUUUGUGUUUGAAUAUAGAAAGCAGAGAAAAUAAUACAAUAUUAUCAAGACGAAAAAGAUUUCUUAUAUUCCCAGAAGGCAGUUCCCUUCAAUUAGUAUUUUGCGUUACAUACCCGGUGCUGACUUCAAUAGGUGACAUAUUUCUCUGGGGCAACACGGCUGCCUUAGCAUACGAACUGCCACAAGAUCCUUAUUCCCCUUUUAAUCAUAAAGCCGACCCUCUUCACAGACGGAUGGAUACAAACACCAUAUAUUUUACGGAUUAUGAUGGAAAAAUAAUAUACAAGAAACCAUAUGUGAAAAAGUUUAUUGUAAACCCAGCAUUUGCGAAGCGUAGCGUGGACGAAUACGAAAAGGUAUCCUCCGAAUAUAAAAUACGAAAGAAACAGAUGCACGCCUCAAAACACACAAGAACGUUUCUGAAGGAACAUUUGGGAAACAUCGACUUUCAUAGAAUCAGUAGAGCGUCGCUUUAUCAACGGAUUGAGACACUUUUGCAAGGACUCGGUUCUGAUGGAAGAAAUUGCGUUUUGAAAGUAUUAUGUGUGAUAGGACAGUCACAGAAUGAUAGCCAAGGUGCAUUCUUACAUGAAAUUAUGAGAGCCGUAUUCACAAUACCAAAAGGCACGACAUCCGGUGAUAUUGAUGAGGAGUACGACAUAGCGCACACAGCCUCCGAGCCUUGUCAUAAGCUUUACCCGAACUGUUAA
This is a messenger RNA of Danaus chrysippus (African queen), 777 nucleotides long. Lineage: Eukaryota; Metazoa; Arthropoda; Insecta; Lepidoptera; Nymphalidae. The record is from the annotation of a GenBank genome assembly.